AUGUCAUCAACCAGAGAACUCGAAUCUACCCUUCCUUUUUAUCCUCCAGAAGGCACAAACGGAGCACGCGACCCCGAUCACUUCGAGUUCGCAGUGUAUUCCCUUCUCCCUCAGGACGAUGCCGGUCGCGAAACCCUCCUCGACGACCUGAAUAACGGCGACAUGGCAAAUGGACAAUGUUGUCUCGCUCCCUCGCCAGACUUUGCUGGCGAAACACUCAGGGACGUCUAUGAUUAUCACAUAGAAGCCGCCAAAGACGACGAAAAUACUAUACAUCCUCAUUUCUUCAUUGUCGCUGAUCAAGAGGAUUGGAAUGAGAGUGGUGUGCUGGUGGUAUAUCUUCUAGCCGAUAGAACUCUCAACAAGGAUGAAGACGAGUACGAAGACGAAUAUGUUGUCGGGGUCGGUCGUUGCAGUGUCGACGACGCAGAUUGUGCUGGAGUCAAUCUCGACAUUUCCAAAUUGUCUUGGAUUGAGUUCAAAGACUCGUGGCAUAGAGAUGGUUGGGAUGAUGAUGAGCCUUAUACGAAUCCACGAUACUCCAAGUAUCACUUCGAAACAGGCGAGGAAAAUUGA
Molecule: messenger RNA, 576 nt
Organism: Aureobasidium pullulans EXF-150
Lineage: Eukaryota; Fungi; Ascomycota; Dothideomycetes; Dothideales; Saccotheciaceae
Exons: 1
Coding region: 1-576 (191 amino acids)
Source: RefSeq, a predicted model, not a curated record